Messenger RNA from Oncorhynchus nerka (sockeye salmon), 837 nucleotides. Its product is annotated as serine/threonine-protein phosphatase with EF-hands 1-like. Gene Ontology annotation, molecular function: calcium ion binding. The record is from RefSeq and is a predicted model, not a curated record. The annotation marks the transcript as partial. The transcript is spliced from 5 exons. Lineage: Eukaryota; Metazoa; Chordata; Actinopteri; Salmoniformes; Salmonidae.
GUGAUCACCAUUUUCUCUGCGUCUAACUACUAUGAGGAGGGUAGUAACCGUGGAGCCUACAUUAAACUGGGCAGAGAGCUGGUCCCUCGCUUCUUCCAGUACCAGGUCAGCAGGAAUACCAGGAAACUCACCCUGACUCAGAGGGUGAAUGUGGCAGAGGGUUCGGCUGUAAGGGCUGUACAGGAGAAGCUGUUUUCCCACCGCUCAGAACUCAUGGCUGCCUUUCAGCAGUAUGACACAAGUAACAGUGGCUGUAUCUCUGUCAGUGAGUGGGCCCUGGUGGUGGAGUCAGUUGUGAGACUGGACCUGCCCUGGAGGACUCUGCGCCCGCGCCUGGCACGGCUGGCACCAGAUGGCAGCAUCGACUACCAGUCCUGCUUCGAGGACAUGGGCCCGGGACAACCCAUACCCCAGGUCACUCCAAACUUGGCUGAAACUCUUUACAGGUAUCGAACAGACCUUGAGAUUAUCUUCAACAUCAUGGACAAAGACCACUCUGGUCAGAUAUCCAUCGAGGAGUUCCGUCAGACCUGGCAUCUGUUUAGUGCUCACCUAGGUGUGGAGGUGGAUGACCGGGCCAUAGAUGAACUGGCUAAGAGUAUAGACUUCAACAAGGAUGGUAGCAUCGACUUCAACGAGUUCCUAGAGGCCUUCAGGGUGGUGCACAAACUGGAUGUUAAGGAGCAUCAGCAGGGCUGAGAGAAACCUUGUUGUUGUGCUGAAGACUCACAUUAGCUACCCGGGCAAUGACUUGGCUUUAGCUCAGUGAGCCAACACUGGCAGCAGGGCUGAGAGAACUACAAAGACAGGCAGCUAGGCUGAGAGAACUACAAAGAC